This is a messenger RNA of Gossypium arboreum, 489 nucleotides long. RefSeq lists its product as uncharacterized. The record is from RefSeq and is a predicted model, not a curated record. The transcript is spliced from 3 exons. Bases 1 to 489 code for a protein of 162 amino acids. Lineage: Eukaryota; Viridiplantae; Streptophyta; Magnoliopsida; Malvales; Malvaceae.
AUGCUACCGAAGAAUGGUGGGCUGAAAAAAUACAGGAAAAUCCUGAUUUUUAAAGGAUUUAAGAAGAAAGGAAUUGAGCCACGAUUGAAUAAUUUAAUGUGGCAAAUGUUUGGUGGCAUUGUAGCCACCGGAGAGAAUGCAUGGGCACCUUCGUCUAACGUUCUUCCAAGUGGGGUUCCUAUGGGAGAUGAUACACCUAAUGAGGGAUUUGGUGAUUCAGAUGAAAAUAGUAAUGAGAAUGAAGGUAUCCCUCCUAAUGAGGUACCAUCAAACCCUUCUCAUGAAACUCUUAAUCGAAGAAAGGAAACACUUGGGGUUGUACACAGUAAAAGAAAAAAAUCAAGUUCAAGUAGAAAAUCAUCAAGAAAUUCAUUAGCUACUCAUAUUGAGAAAUUGUGUGAGAGUAUGUCUAGUCCAAGGAAGUUCAUUGUUGCUGCAGAGAGAAAAUUGAUGGGCUAUAAUCCUCCUUGGAGACCUACAUUUCCAUAG